Molecule: messenger RNA, 1047 nt
Organism: Heterostelium album PN500
Lineage: Eukaryota; Evosea; Eumycetozoa; Acytosteliales; Acytosteliaceae
Product: NADP-dependent oxidoreductase
Exons: 1
Coding region: 1-1047 (348 amino acids)
Molecular function (GO): oxidoreductase activity, acting on the CH-CH group of donors, NAD or NADP as acceptor
Source: RefSeq, a predicted model, not a curated record
AUGGUAAUGAUAAAGAAAAUUAUAUUGAAAAACCAUGUUGAAGGUAGAAUGGUUCAGCAAUCAGACUUUGAUGUUCAGAGUGUAGAAUUCAAUUAUGAGGCUGUUGAAUUGGCUGAGAAUGAAAUUGUCAUUAAGUUAGAGCUUGUUUCAGUUGACCCUUAUAUAAGAGGUCGUUUAUCAGCUGCUAAAUCAUAUGCUGCAUCCUAUAAAGUAGGUGAGCCAAUGAUAGGAAUCUGUGUUGGUAGAAUCCUUAAAUCAAACAAUCCUAAAUGGGCAGUUGGUGAUCAUUGUUGUGGAGAGUUACCUUGGAUGGAGAUAUUCAAAUUCAAUGGUAACAGAGGUAUUUACAAGGUCAAUGAUAAGUUGGUACCACUUGAGACCUAUCUCAAUAUUCUUGGUGUUGUCGGCUUGACUGCUUAUCAUGGAAUGCGUGAGAUUGGUGAGCCAAAGAGUGGUGAGACACUGGUUGUCUCUGCUGCAGCUGGAGGUGUUGGUUCGAUUGUUGGUCAAAUCGGAAAGAUCAAGGGUUGUAGAGUUGUCGGUAUUGCUGGAUCAGAUGAGAAGUGUGAAUUCCUAAAGAGAGAACUUGGAUUCGAUGCCGCUGUAAACUAUAACUCACCAACCUACAGGAAAGAUCUUAGACUUGCAUGUCCAAAGGGUGUUGACAUUUACUUUGAUAAUGUCGGUGGUAAAAUCAGUGAACCUAUAUUCCUAUUGCUAAACCAAUUCGCACGUAUACCAGUUUGUGGUGCAAUCUCAAUGUAUAACUCUGCACCUGGUGAUAGUGUUGGUCCACAUUGUCAAGUACACUUGGUUAGAACCUCAACUAGAAUGCAAGGAUUCAUUGUAACAGACUACUCUAAAAAGAAUGGAGAAGCAAUUAGAGAGUUAUCACAAUGGAUUGUACAAGGUAAGUUAAAGGGUAAAACUACAAUUACUCAUGGAUUCGAUCAAAUCAUUCCCUCUUUCCUUUCGUUAUUCAGUGGUUCAAACACUGGUAAAUUAUUAGUUAAAAUGGAUAAUACAAAUCAAAAAUCAAAUCUUUAA